Messenger RNA from Staurois parvus, 301 nucleotides. The record is from the annotation of a GenBank genome assembly. NCBI's taxonomy places the organism in Eukaryota, Metazoa, Chordata, Amphibia, Anura, Ranidae.
AAAUCAAGCACCUAGGUACCAUGAUAGGCUGCCACCUGUGCAAUAAGUCCAUCCGUAAAAUUUCCUUGCUACUAAAUAUUCCAUGGUCAACUGUUAGUGGUAUUAUAAAAGUAGAAGCAACUAAGAAUAACAGCAACUCAGCCACAAAGUGAGCAGGGUCAGCAUAUGCUGAAGAGCACAGUACGCAGAAGUCGACAACUGUCUGCAGAGUCAAUAGCUAAAGACCUCCAAAAUAUUAUGUGGCCUUCAGAUUAGCACAACAGUGCAUAGAGCGCUACAUAGAAUGGGUUUCCUUGGCCAA